Gambusia affinis (western mosquitofish) is the source of this 601-nucleotide messenger RNA. Its product is annotated as sorting nexin-2-like. The annotation marks the transcript as partial. NCBI's taxonomy places the organism in Eukaryota, Metazoa, Chordata, Actinopteri, Cyprinodontiformes, Poeciliidae. The record is from RefSeq and is a predicted model, not a curated record. The transcript has 4 exons.
AAGAAUGAAAUAAAAUAAAACUUUAAUCAGAGUCAGCCAUCUUCGUUUUCCCGCUCCUCUCUGGUUCCCAGCAGGACAGUCACAUGACGCAGCAGGAGAACCUCCUGACUCCUGCUCCUCCUCUCUUCCUGUCAGCUCCUCGGUGUUUGGAUCUCCGUUAGCAGCAGAAACAUGGCGGACACAGCCCGGGACCCUCCACCGGACCGAACCGACUUCCAUGAGGUGGAGGACGGAGAGGACCUGUUCUCGGAGCCGAGCGCCGCCACCCCGGAGUCCCAACCAGCCAGUCUGUCUGCUGUGGACAUCAGCACCAACGCAAAUGGACCCAAGCAGGACUCAUUUUUUGAUGAUGACAACGAGGAUCUGUUCGCAGAGGCUACAGAGGAAGUGUCGUUGGACAGUCCAGAGAAAGACGUCUUGCUGUCUGACGGCCCGUCGCCCGCCAUCACUCCCAUCACGCCCCCCACCUCCGUGAUAACUCCUCGCAUUGGCCACACACAUGACGACAUGUUCACACACUCCUCCUUUGACGAAAUUGAAGAGGAAGAAGGUGGAGAUUCAUUCGACAUCCACAUAUCAGUGUCAGAUCCUGAGAAAAUUG